AUGAUGCUUCCGAAACGUAGUAGAACAUUUAGGAUACGAAGAUCAAAUUAUUGGCUUAUUAAAUUUAAUCAAAUACAAAUUAUUAUUCUUAUCUUUUUUGUUGAAAAAUAUAUUAAAGCUUUGCCAGUGAAAAAUGUCGAAAACAUUAAUGAGAUAGAAGUUAAACAUAGUUCAAAGCCACCGGAAUCAAACACAGAUGAAAUGACUCGAGGCAGAAGACAGAAUGCAUUCUGCUGUUCACCAAUGGGGCAAGCGUCACAGUUAAUGCCUCCUAUUCCACCCCCACUUCCUAUGCAACAACAAUGUAUUUGUAUGCCAACGGAUAUGUGUUGCAUACCAAUGCCGGCUGUACCACCACCGCAAAUGCAUCCACCAUUACCUCCACCACAACCGUGUAUUUGUACACCUAUGUGUUGUGUGCCAAUCCCUCCACCUCCACCUCCGCAAAUGGCUCCUCCUCAAAUUCAACCUUGCGAAUGCAUUCAAGUAACCGUUCGCGUGCAACCUGGAGUGAUUUGUCCGUGUCCGCCUCCUCUUCCACCUCCGCCCACACAAAUGGCACCUCCAUUACCUCCGCCAGUAUGCAUCUGUACGCCAAUACAGCAGGAUCCAUGCUGUUUGCCUCCACCACCUCCUCCUCCUAUGCCUCCACCUCCACAAUUGAGCCAGCCGAUGUGCUUGUUUCAACAAGAUCCAUGUUGCACAGCAUUAGCAUCUCCACCUAUUCCGCCUCCAAUGCCGGCUCAAAGGGCAAUAUGCAUCUGUACACCAACCCAACAAGACACAUGUUGUUUACCACCGCCUCCUCCCCCUCCUCCUCAAGCUCAAAUGGCACCAAUUAAAACAACUUGCAUAUGUACUCCUAUUCAGCAGGAUCUUUGUUGUUUACCAAUGCAGCAACAAGCACCGCCACUUCCUCCACCUCCUCCUCCACCACCAAUAUGUAUUUGUUCCCCAAUCCAACAAGAUCCUUGCUGUUUACCACCACCUCCUCCUCCACAAAUGGCACCAGUACCGCCACCAAUGGCAAUACAGAGCGUGACAAUUCAAUGUGCUCCAAUUUGUGUUCCUCCCCCUUUACCUCCUCCACCACCGCCAAUGAGACAACCUCCAAUAGUAAUGCAGUGUCAGCCUAUGUUGUGCCAACAGCUACAAUGUCAGCCGAUCUGCCAAUGCCAACCUGGAUAUGUUCAGUGCGCCCAAAAAUGUUGUUUACGAUACAGAAAAGUGAAUAAUAACAACAAUCAUUUUUCACCACUUAGAAAUGAUAAUAGUAACAAAAUUUUAAAAUUUGGAACAUCUGGAAACAAUCCGACUGAGAAUGGCAAUAGUAAUGCAGGACAAUUAUUGCCGAUUAAUCAAGCAGCAGCGACAAAUCAACAUUUGGUACCACAGCCAUUUUCCACUCAAGAAAAAAGGGUGGUACCAUCAGUGCCUUCCUCAUUAUUUCAAGCGCCUAUAUCUAAAAGAACAGUGGCAGAUAAAAAAUUAACCGAAAAGCAUCGAAAAUAA
This is a messenger RNA of Meloidogyne enterolobii, 1512 nucleotides long. The record is from the annotation of a GenBank genome assembly. Lineage: Eukaryota; Metazoa; Nematoda; Chromadorea; Rhabditida; Meloidogynidae.